AUGCCCGCGUGCUUCGACGACUUGUUUGGCGGAAAGAGACUCGACGUGAAAAUCUCCGCAAUAGAUGACGUGGCAGCCCGAGACACUUCAGCAGCCGCCCAGAUAUGGCUCCACCCUGCAGCGAUGACGGCUGAUGACGUGGCCGCGGGCGACAUGGUCGCGGUGGUGUGCAGCGAUUCCCAUUCCGCGCAGCCAAUCCCGCCGCUCCAGUUGGCACAGGAGGCUCUACAGCUGGCAACGCCUGAUUGGACGCAGCAUCCUGAUUGGCCGGCAAUCGCCGCCCGAUUACCCGGGCUGUACUGCGCGUUGGCCACCGUGUGGCCGGCGCCGAAGAUUCCCAAAUCCUGCUGCCGCCUCUCUUGGCAGCUAGCGGACAGCCUAGGCCGCCCGGAGGAAAGCACGCGCCUUUAUGUCUUCACUCUCAAGGCCGGACGGCAACAGAAUCUGAGCCUAAGUUCCCCACAAGCGCAUGGUGAACAGGCGGUCGUGCAGCCAAUCCCAUGCAGACAGCUGGCGCUGACGUGGCUGGAGCCGCUAGAUUGCAGUGCUGGUGCUGAUGGGGACAGGUCAGGAGCAGCAGGAGGGGAGGGAGAAGGAACGGAAUCAGGAGCAGGAGGAGCAUCGCAGAAAACUCCCAUACAGGGAGUAACAGGAGUAGCAACACAGGCAGCACCAGGAUCAGCAGCAGGAACAGCAGCAACCUCGCUCACCUCUCCUGUACCCUCGCCCUCCCCCUCCCCUUCCCCCUCCCCUUCCCCUUCCCCUUCUCCCAGUACCCCCUCCAAUAUUGCACGGCGCCUCGAGCCUAGAACGCCGGGCAGUGUGAAAAAUGUGUCGACUCCAGGUAGCGCUGACAGAGGCGCGGGCACAGCAGCAAGUGCAGCAACAGAUGCAACAGCAGCAGCAGCGAGAAUCCCUCUGCCGCCGUUCCUACUCACUCCUGCGGCCACCCUUAUUGGAGCGAGGGAGAGGGAAGGAGAGAGUGGCAGCUGCAGUGGAGAAGAGAAGGAAGGGGAGAAGACGGAAAAGGAUGAGGAUGGGGAGGAAGGGAGGGGGGGAGGGGCAGCGGCGGUGGCAAGGCGGGUGGCGGGGGACUUGAGGGGAAUCACGUUGGGGUCGGUGGGAGGGUUGGAGGAACAGAAGAAGGCACUCAAGGAGGCUGUGCUGCUGCCCCUCCGUCACCCGGACCUCUUCCACAGGUACGGCAUCAAGCCGCCACGCGGGAUAUUAUUGCACGGGCCGCCCGGCACUGGCAAGACGUCGCUGGCUCGGGCAGUGGCGGCGGAGGCUGGGGCGGCGUUGUUUGUCAUUAAUGGGCCGGAGCUUGUGAGCGAGUUCUUUGGGGAGAGCGAGGAGGCUCUUAACGAGGUGUUCUCUGCCGCCCAGGAAGCAGCCCCUUCUAUUGUGUUCAUAGACGAGCUAGACGCCAUAGCCCCAGCGAGAACCCGUGAUGCAGAGGACCUCUCUCACCGCAUGGUGGCGGCUCUUCUCACCAUCCUUGAUGGCGCCUCCUCAAGCGGUGGAGAUGGGGGGGGGGGACAAGGCGAGGGAAGAGGGGGCGGAAGAGGAGAAGGGGAUGGAGGGGUGGGAGGGAAGGGAAGGAAGGCGGUGGCGUUGGGGAGAGGGGUGGUGGUGAUUGGGGCGACCAACCGAGUGAAUGCGAUCGAUCCCGCUCUCAGGCGACCGGGGAGGUUCGAUCGCGAGGUGGAGAUCGGCAUCCCCACUCCUUCCGACCGCCUCGCAAUCCUCAGCACCCAACUAUCCUGCAUGGCGCACGCGCUGCCGCCCGAGGCCGUCCACGUCAUCGCCAGCUCAGCAACGCACGGAUUCGUGGGCGCUGACAUCAGCGCGCUCUGCUCUGAAGCUGCCGUGGCAGCCCUGCGACGAAUCGUGGGGGAGAAGGAGAGGCAGGGAGGGGCAAGACAAGGGGAGGAGGACCAGGAGGAGGGUAGAGAGGAGGGUAGGGAAAAGGAGCAGGGCUGUUCUGCGGAUAGUGGGGUUGCAAGCGGUGCAGAAGGCUCGUGUGCGGUGCAGCUGGCGGUGUGCGAGGAGGACUUUGAAGUGGCCCGGCGACGCAUCCGGCCCAGCGCCCUCAGAGAGAUGGCAGUGGAGGUACCCACUGUGCCGUGGAGCAAUAUCGGAGGACUCGAAGGGAUCAAGCAGCGGUUGAAGGAGGCAGUGGAGUGGCCGUACACGCGUGCACAUGAGAUGAGAGCCAUUGGCGCCACCCCUCCGCGUGGGCUGCUGCUCUACGGACCCCCGGGCUGCAGCAAGACGCUCUUAGCUAAGGCAGUAGCAACAGAAGCAAGGCUCAACUUUCUUGCAGUCAAGGGUCCCGAGCUGUUAUCCAAGUGGGUGGGCGAGUCCGAACGAGCUGUCCGAACCUUGUUCUCCCGAGCCAAGGCAGCAGCUCCGGCGAUCGUGUUCUUUGAUGAGAUAGAUGGGCUGGCAGUGGCACGCAGCAAAGCAGGAGGAGGAGCAUCGGGAGGUGUUGGGGACAGAGUGAUGACUCAGCUGCUGCUGGAGAUGGAUGCCCUCACCCCAUCCACUCAAGUCACGGUGAUUGCAGCAACCAAUCGUCCAGACCUCUUAGACCGAGCCCUCCUGAGGCCCGGCCGCUUCGACCGCCUCCUUUUUGUCCCGCCGCCCGACCUUGCCGCCCGAGAGAAGAUAUUUGCGCUCUGCCUGCGCGGCACGCCGCUGCAUGCUGACGUGGACUCCUGCCAGCUCAGCUGCCAGCUGGCGGCAAGAAGCGAGGGGUACACGGGCGCUGACAUCACCGCAAUCUGCAGAGAGGCCAAGCUGGCAGCGCUGGAGGGGCAAGGACAGCGCAGAGCCAAGCCACAGCCAUCACUGGCAGUGGGUGGGGAUGAGCUGGCGGUGGAUGGGGAUGAGCGGGUGUACACUUAG
Closterium sp. Naga37s-1 is the source of this 2910-nucleotide messenger RNA. Lineage: Eukaryota; Viridiplantae; Streptophyta; Zygnematophyceae; Desmidiales; Closteriaceae. The record is from the annotation of a GenBank genome assembly.